Jaculus jaculus (lesser Egyptian jerboa) is the source of this 2319-nucleotide messenger RNA. RefSeq names its product BOP1 ribosomal biogenesis factor (gene Bop1). The transcript is spliced from 16 exons. The record is from RefSeq and is a predicted model, not a curated record. The coding region runs from base 35 to 2260 and encodes 741 amino acids. Gene Ontology annotation, biological process: ribosome biogenesis; maturation of LSU-rRNA from tricistronic rRNA transcript (SSU-rRNA, 5.8S rRNA, LSU-rRNA). Gene Ontology annotation, molecular function: protein binding; ribonucleoprotein complex binding. Gene Ontology annotation, cellular component: PeBoW complex; preribosome, large subunit precursor. NCBI's taxonomy places the organism in Eukaryota, Metazoa, Chordata, Mammalia, Rodentia, Dipodidae.
GGCGGUCUGUGCGGUGCCUGAGCUUCGCGGCAGCAUGGCGGGGGCGCAGGCUGAAGGGUUCGCCGCAGCUUGCGGAGCGCUGUCGGGGAAGCGAGCUCUCGAUCCUGAUUACGAGCGGCAGCGGCAGGAGCCCUCUCUUCUCUGCGACUCUGCUCCGAGCCACAGUGAUGGCAUCGAUUCCGUCCUCUCUGACAGCGAGGAGAGUGUGUUUUCAGGCCUGGAAGAUUCUGGCAGUGACAGUAGUGAGGACUACAGUGAAGGAGAAGAUGGAACCAGUUGUGACAAGGGUAGUGUUGUGAUGGAGGAGACCUCUGGGGAACAGGUAAAGGCUGGCCCCCCUUGCCCAACAAUGGAGGUAACGGUCACUCCAAGAAGAGAUGAAUAUGAAGAGGACAGCUCUGAUGAGGAGGACAUCAGGAACACUGUGGGCAAUGUGCCUCUGGCAUGGUAUGACGACUUCCCACAUGUGGGCUACGACUUGGACGGCAAGCGCAUCUACAAGCCCCUUCGGACCCGGGAUGAGCUGGACCAGUUCCUAGACAAGAUGGAUGAUCCAGAUUUCUGGCGCACUGUGCAGGACCGGAUGACAGGGCACGACCUUCGGCUGACGGAUGAGCAGGUGGCCCUGGUGCAACGACUGCAGAAAGGCCAGUUUGGGGACGUGAACUUCAACCCAUACGAGCCUGCUGUGGAUUUCUUCAGCAGUGACAUCAUGAUCCAUCCUGUGACCAACCGCCCAGCUGACAAGCGCAGCUUCAUUCCAUCCCUGGUAGAGAAGGAAAAGGUGUCUCGCAUGGUACACGCCAUCAAGAUGGGCUGGAUCCAGCCCCGUAGGCCCCGAGACACCACCCCCAAUUUCUAUGACCUGUGGGCCCAGGAGGAUCCCAAUGCUGUGCUGGGACGCCACAAGAUGCAUGUUCCCGCACCCAAGCUUGCCCUGCCUGGCCACGCUGAGUCCUACAACCCACCCCCAGAGUACCUGCCCAGCGAGGAGGAGCGCUUAACAUGGACACAGCAGGAGCCCAGUGAGAGAAAACAUAACUUCCUGCCACAGAAGUUCCUGAGCCUGAGAGCUGUGCCUGCUUAUGGCCGCUUUAUUCAGGAGCGCUUUGAGCGCUGCCUUGAUUUAUACCUGUGCCCUCGGCAGCGCAAGAUGAGGGUGAAUGUAGAUCCUGAAGAUCUCAUCCCUAAACUUCCACGGCCGAGGGACUUGCAGCCUUUCCCCGUGUGCCAGGCCCUGGUUUACAGAGGCCACAGUGACCUUGUCCGCUGCCUCAGUGUCUCUCCAGGGGGCCAGUGGCUGGCUUCAGGUUCAGAUGAUGGCUCAGUACGACUCUGGGAGGUGGCUACUGCCCGCUGUAUGAGGACUGUUCAUGUAGGAGGUGUGGUGAAGAGCAUUGCCUGGAACCCCAACUCUGCCAUUUGCCUGGUAGCCGCAGCCAUGGAUGAUGCAGUGCUACUGCUGAACCCAGCGCUGGGGGACCGGCUGCUGGUGAGCAGCACUGACCAACUGCUGGAUGCUGUCACCACACCUGUGGAGCCGGCACUGCAGCCUGCCCGCUGGCUGGAGGCCUCUGGAGAAGAGCGCCUAGAGGGCUUACGGCUGCGCAUCUGCCAUGGCAAGCCAGUGACCCAGGUGACCUGGCAUGGGCGAGGUGACUACUUGGCUGUGGUGCUAGCCAGCCCAGGGCACACCCAGGUGCUGAUCCACCAGCUGAGUCGGCGGCGCAGCCAGAGCCCAUUUCGCCGCAGCCACGGGCAGGUACAGCGUGUGGCUUUCCACCCUACCCGGCCUUUCCUGCUCGUGGCCUCUCAACGCAGUGUCCGUGUUUACCACCUGCUACGCCAGGAGCUCACCAAGAAGCUGAUGCCCAACUGCAAGUGGGUGUCUAGCCUGGCUGUGCACCCUGCAGGUGAUAACAUCAUCUGUGGCAGCUAUGACAGCAAGCUGGUGUGGUUUGACCUGGAUCUUUCCACAAAGCCAUACAAAGUCCUGAGGCACCACAAGAAGGCCUUGCGUGCUGUAGCCUUCCAUCCCCGGUAUCCACUCUUCGCAUCUGGCUCUGAUGAUGGCAGUGUCAUUGUCUGUCACGGCAUGGUGUAUAAUGACCUGCUGCAGAACCCUCUGCUGGUGCCCGUCAAAGUGCUCAAGGGGCAUGUGCUGACUCGAGAGCUGGGUGUCUUGGACGUGGCCUUCCAUCCCACACAGCCGUGGGUCUUCUCCUCUGGGGCCGAUGGCACCAUCCGACUGUUCAGCUAGGUUGGUGUCCUGCUGUGGUGUCCCAAGAUCAAGUACUUUCAAUAGAUCCUUCCACACUG